AUGCACGGCGGGGAGCCCCUAAGGGAUGAUGCAUCACUCAGGGACUUCAACGGGGGCAUUGGGUGCCACGUUGCCUCGGCCGUGAAGGAGGCCUUGCUGCUUCCAAAAGAUAUGUCCUACCUGCGAAGCAUGAGGAAGAAUGAGGCUGUCGAAACCACUUUCAAGCUAGAAGAAAUAACCAACUCAUGCUACCAACAAUUGGAAGAUGAAAAAAAAAGACGGACAGCAGCUGUGCAAACACUGACCAUAUUUGAAAAUAGCAAUGCCGAGUUGAAGAAAAAGUUGGCCAAUGAGGAGCAUGCUCGCCGUAGUGCUGACUCGGCCUUGGAGGGCGUACAAAGGCAAGCCAAGGACCAAAGAAAGCGCCUAUGUGAGACAACUGACCAACUGAUUGCUGCUAAGGAACAGAUGGCAGUGCUCAAGAAGCAACUUAAGGAAGCCCAAAGGCUGAAAGAUCAGGCUGAAAAGUCCAAGGCCAAAGCUGAGAAGGCAAGGAUUGAGGCCGAGAAGGCUAGGGAUGAGGCCGAGCAGAAGGGUUAUGACCUUGGAGUAGUUGAGACCGAGAAAACCCUUGGGGUAGAGGUUUCAGCUAUGUGUCGUAUUUACUGCGCCCAGACUUGGGAUGAAGCCCUUAACCGAGCUGGGGUUCAGGCUUCUUUUGAGUUGAGGAAACCUGAAAAUGUAUUCUACCCUUCUGCCAUACGAGCCUCGGACCUUUCUUUUGCUCAAGAUGAAGUGGCUUCUACAAUUGCUGAUCGAAGUAAAGAAGCACAGCCUCAGGAUCCUCCUCUUCCUAGUCAGCAAGGGCCAACAAAAGAAAUCGGUGCUUCCCAAGAAGUACCCUCGAACAAGGCUGUGGUGGUUCCGAAGACAAGAGUAGCUUCCCAGGGCUUUCAGCAAGACUUGGCUUCAACUGUCAUGCCUGCUGAGGGCACCUCUAAAGAUAAAGAAGGAACGACUACCACAGAGGCAGAUAACCCAACCAACAAGACCUCCAAGCUUCAAAUCAAGUUGAAAAAAUGA
Quercus robur (English oak) is the source of this 1023-nucleotide messenger RNA. RefSeq lists its product as uncharacterized. The transcript is spliced from 2 exons. The record is from RefSeq and is a predicted model, not a curated record. Bases 1 to 1023 code for a protein of 340 amino acids. NCBI's taxonomy places the organism in Eukaryota, Viridiplantae, Streptophyta, Magnoliopsida, Fagales, Fagaceae.